Messenger RNA from Funneliformis caledonium, 2055 nucleotides. The record is from the annotation of a GenBank genome assembly. NCBI's taxonomy places the organism in Eukaryota, Fungi, Glomeromycota, Glomeromycetes, Glomerales, Glomeraceae.
AUGGGUAAAGCCAAGAAAGAAAAGAACAGAAUUUCUAAAGAACAAAAUAAAAAUGGGGGUGGUCCGGCGAAAGGUAACCUGAAAGUAAAGGGUGAGAAUUUUUAUCGGGACGCUAAACAAGUGAAGUUUGUUAAUAUGCUCAAGGGAGGAAAGCCGACUAGAAAUUCUAAAGGAAAGAUCGUUAAGGAGGCACCUUUUCAGAGUAAAUUGGCCCUUGCUGCUAAAGUGCAACCGGAUAGGCGAUGGUUCGGGAACACUAGAGUCAUCGGACAAAAGGAAUUGGAGGCUUUUCGAGAAAGUCUCGGUUCAAAAGUCAAUGAUCCAUAUCAAGUGUUACUUCGACAGAAUAAAUUGCCCAUGAGUUUAUUAUCCGAUGCAUCAAAGGUAUCGCGAAUGCACAUGGUUGACACAGAGCCAUUUUCUGAUACAUUUGGUCCAAAGGCGCAAAGAAAACGACCAAAGUUGAAAGUUGAUUCAUUGGAAGAUUUAGCAGCUAGUACAACUGAAUUAUUAGAAAAUUAUGAUGACAAGAAUGAUCCAUCACUAUUGUCUAAUAAUGUAACUGAUUGGAUCGACGAAGCUAGGGAUAGCGUAUUCUCCAAAGGUCAAUCCAAGCGUAUCUGGAAUGAGUUAUAUAAGGUUAUAGAUUCAUCAGAUGUUGUUAUUCACGUUUUGGAUGCACGGGAUCCAAUUGGUACGCAAUGUAAAAACGUUGUAAAAUAUAUAAAAAAGGAUGUUAGUCAUAAACAUUUGGUUUUCCUGUUAAAUAAAUGCGAUCUGGUCCCAACUUGGGUUACGGCAAAAUGGGUUUCGAUAUUAUCAAAGGAAUAUCCGACUUUAGCAUUUCAUGCUAGUAUAAAUAAUUCUUUUGGUAAGGGAUCCUUGAUACAAUUAUUAAGGCAAUUUUCCGCUUUACAUUCGGACAAGAAGCAAAUUAGUGUCGGGUUUAUUGGUUACCCAAACACUGGAAAAAGCUCAAUCAUAAACACUUUAAGAAACAAAAAAGUGUGUAACGUUGCUCCGAUCCCUGGCGAAACGAAGGUAUGGCAAUACAUCACGUUAAUGAAACGUAUCUAUUUAAUAGAUUGUCCGGGAAUUGUACCACCAUCAUUGGAAGACAGCGAAACAGAUAUUGUACUUAAAGGAGUUGUACGCGUUGAAAAUCUAAAAACUCCCGAAGAUUACAUUCAAAAAAUACUAGAAAUAGUACGAAAAGAAUAUAUACAACGUACUUAUGAAGUACGUGAAUGGACAGACCAUGUAGAUUUUCUUGCGCGUUUAGCACAAAAAUAUGGUAAAUUAUUAAAAAAGGGCGAACCUGAUUUGGGCACCGUAUCUAAAAUGGUUCUGAAUGAUUGGCUACGUGGUAAAAUACCAUAUUUUACCCCCCCUCCACGAAAUGAUGAUGACGUUGAUGAGAUUAAAAAUGCCGAGCAAGUUAAAGAGGAGGAAGGGGUUGCCGAGAAAAUUUCUGAUAAUUCAAAGGAAAAGAAAAAGGAAUUAAAAGGAGUAGAACAAAAUUUCCGUAAUAUAAAGAAUAAAGUUCAAGAAGAUAAGGAUAUACCUGAUUGGGAUGAGAUAUUUGAAAGUGUGGUUGGUGAAGAAGUGUCUAGCAUUAUGAACGCCAAAGUUGAGAAUGCUAACGAAGAUGAUGAUGCCGAAACAUUAGCCGAUGAAGAUAUAAGUGAGUUGCAUUUGAAAACUGAUGAGUCCGACAAAGAACAAAAUGAUGAUGAAGACGACGAAUCAGAUGAGGGGGAAGAUCACGAUGAUGAUACUUUGUAUCAAGAGGAGUCAUCGCACAAAGGAAAGAAUAAGGCUGAAAACGUAAUAAAUAAGUCAAAAAAGAACAAGCGUGGUAAAAGAAAAGGGACGCAUGAUGAUGAUGAAGUAACAAUAUCCAAAAAAGAACCGCGUAUGAAAACUAAUAAGAGAAAGAUUGGGGUGCAUUUUUAUGAAACUGCUAAUGUCAAAAAUCGAAAUAGAAAGAAAGUUAAGCCGCAAGAUAUUACAAAGUUAGCUAAAAAAUUUAAAAAUAUGGGGAAUAAAAAAUAA